AUGAGCUUUGUCAACAACUUUCUCUCACACCUGUCCUCAACUGCCAGGAUUUUCUCGGGACUGAAGGCUGCUGAUGGUACAUCGUCCUGCCCUACAGUCCUGCAGCAGGAUGGCUACUUUCAAGUACCCAUUCCAACAAGAGCAACUCCCCAUACUCUGAACAGCCUCUGCCUGUCUCCUGAACCUGCCUCUUUCCCCAGGAUAUUAACUAUGACAAAGACCAUUGAGGAGGUUCUUCUCCAGCACCUUAUUCAGAUGAAGCUGGACAUCGCCUAUGUCAUCAACAGGCCUUUCCCCUUCUUAGAUUUCUUCCGAAACUACGGCUUCGUCACUGAAAAAAUGUACAAGGAUUCUCAGGAAGCCUGUGAGAAUCUGGUCCCUGUAUCUAGAGUGGCAUACAAAGUUCUCACCCAUCUGGAGCGGACUUUCCACCCGUCACUGCUACUGAAAUUGUUCGAUGAAGACAACUUAAGCAAAUACCCCAACCGGCAGGCAAUUUUCAGAAGCUUCGAAAAUGGUAAGUUGGUUUCUCCAAAAACCUUUCCAUGUGCAGUAUUAUAA
Chionomys nivalis (European snow vole) is the source of this 561-nucleotide messenger RNA. Its product is annotated as sp110 nuclear body protein-like. Gene Ontology annotation, biological process: regulation of transcription by RNA polymerase II. Gene Ontology annotation, molecular function: DNA-binding transcription factor activity, RNA polymerase II-specific. Gene Ontology annotation, cellular component: nucleus. NCBI's taxonomy places the organism in Eukaryota, Metazoa, Chordata, Mammalia, Rodentia, Cricetidae. The record is from RefSeq and is a predicted model, not a curated record.